Polypterus senegalus (gray bichir) is the source of this 8357-nucleotide messenger RNA. It is a transcript of the gene lmnb2, whose product is annotated as lamin B2. Lineage: Eukaryota; Metazoa; Chordata; Cladistia; Polypteriformes; Polypteridae. The transcript has 12 exons. The record is from RefSeq and is a predicted model, not a curated record. Bases 267 to 2057 code for a protein of 596 amino acids.
UGAUACCGCCAUCUUUCUUUUUUAGCAUUUAGUCUACGGGAGGGCUCUCUUUAGCACGAGCAGGCGCUGAAUGAAUUAAAACCACUUUUGCAGGCUGAAAGGAGCGAAAACGAGCACGGCUUAAACAAAACGCCGAAAGGUUAUUUUAGUUGAUUUGGGGCACUUGUUUCGGGAGGGUCCCUUAUUGUUUUACUUCGGCUUUCGGAGUAUUUUCCAAGUAGUGAAUUUUGGGCUUUUUUCACACUUUAACGCUUUUUGUGUGUGUGAUGGCGACUGUUACCCCUAUGCGUUCUGCCGGGACUCCCCGGACAAGCAGCGCUAGCACCCCACUAUCCCCGACCCGCAUCACCCGGCUGCAGGAGAAAGAGGAGCUCCGGCACCUCAACGACCGUCUGGCCGUUUACAUCGACCGUGUGCGGGCUCUGGAACUGGAGAAUGACCGGCUCAUGGUGAAGGUGUCCGAGAAGGAGGAGGUGACAACACGCGAGCUCACUGGAGUGAAGACAUUGUACGAGGCAGAGCUUGCUGAUGCCCGGCGUGUUCUGGAUGACACGGCAAAAGAUAGAGCUAAGCUGCAGAUUGAUUUUGGGAAGGUCCGUGCUGAGCUUGAUGAGCUGAAGAAGAACUAUAAAAAAAAGGAAGGGGACUUGGCUGCAGCUCUGGCCCGCAACAGGGAGUUAGAGGCUUUGUAUAACAAAAGUGAAGCCAGCCUCAAUACUGCUCUAAGUGAAAACCGUAAUCUAGAAGCAGAAGUUGCUGACCUGAAAGCUCAGCUGGCCAAGGCCGAAGAAGCCCACAGUGUUGCCAAAGCGCAGCUGGAAGCUGAAACACUGAAAAGAGUAGACCUGGAAAACCGUUGCCAGAGCCAGUCGGAGGAGAUAGAUUUCAGAAAGAGCCUGUUUGAGGAGGAAGUGAGGGAGACACGUAGACGUCAUGAAAAGAGGCUUGUGGAGGUGGACAGUGGAAGACAGCAAGAAUAUGAAUUUAAGCUUGCUGAAGCUCUGCAGGAUCUAAGAAGGCAGCAUGAUGAACAAGUGGCAAUUUACAAACAGGAGCUGGAGAACACCUUCCAGUCCAAGUUGGAGAAUGCAAAGAUUUCUUCAGACCUCAAUGAUAAAGCUGUCAACACAGCACGUGAAGAACUGCAUGAGGCUCACAUGAGGAUUGAAAGUCUAGGAUAUCAGCUGUCUGCCUUGCAAAAACAGGCCAGUACUGCAGAAGAGCGAAUUCGUGAGCUGGAGGAUUUGCUUGCCAGUGACAGAGACAAGUACCGCCGUAUGAUAGAUGCUAAAGAGAGAGAGAUGGCAGAGAUGAGGGACCAGAUGCAGCAGCAGCUCAAUGAAUACCAGGAGCUGUUGGAUGUGAAGCUGGCUCUUGAUAUGGAGAUAAAUGCCUACAGAAAACUUUUAGAAGGAGAGGAGCACAGGCUGAAGCUGUCUCCAUCUCCAUCUUCACGUGUGACUGUUUCCCGUGCCACCUCUAGCAGUGUUGGUAGUGCUAUGACACGCUCUUCACGUACAAAGAGAAAGCGAGUUGAAAUGGAGGAGUCACUAGUUGGAGGCCAGAGCAGAAGCAGUAGUAGCAGCAAAGUUCACAUUUCUCAGAAAGCUGAGGCUUCUGGAAGCAUCAGCAUUGAGGAGAUUGACCUUGAGGGUAAAUCUGUGCAACUGAAGAACAAUUCUGACAAGGACCAAUCUCUUGGAAACUGGCGACUAAAGCGACAAAUUGGAGAAGGAGAAGAGAUCUCCUACAAAUUUACUCCUAAGUAUGUUCUCAAGGCUGGGCAGACUGUUACGAUCUGGAGUGCUGAUGCUGGUGUGUCUCACAGCCCUCCUUCAGACCUACUAUGGAAGAAUCAGAGUUCCUGGGGCAGUUCUGAUAACUCUAGGACAUUCCUUGUAAAUUCUGAUGGCGAGGAAGUUGCAUCAAGGACGGUAAUUAAGACUCUAGUAGAAGUUGAAAAUGGAGAUGAUGAUGAAGCAGAUUUUGGAGAAGAAGAUCUUUUCCAUCAACAGGGGGACCCAAAAACAGCAUCCCGGGAAUGUUCGAUCAUGUGAAAAAAAAGAGAGCUUCAGUAUUUUUUGCUUUUUUUUUUUUCUUCUUCUUCCAGAGCCACUAAAAUAUUUUUGUACAUUUCAAUGUUUUCAACAAAUCUGAAUAUCUUUUCGUAGCUUGAAAAAGAUGUUGAAAGCUGCCAUAUUUGUAGUUGGAUUAUAUGAGUCAGCUUUAUUUUGGGCUACUGAACACUAUUUUAACUUAUUUCUAUUUUUUUUAAUUGGGCUUUAUAAAUUACACAUGCACAUGCAGUUAAUUCACUGGAGCUUAGAGUGUAAGGUGCAGAUUUUGACUCAAAUUAAAAAUGAAAUUGCUAUACUAUUGCUUUCUGCAAAGAACUAAAACCAAUCACUGAAACUUUGAUUUUCUAUUUGCUGGCAUUUUUAAAAUACCUAAUAAUGAUAAACACUGAGAAGUUAAAAAGCAUUCAUUUUGUAUUAAAAAAUGAUGCAAAUGUUGCCUUUAUUUCUUACAGAAGUAAAAAAAAAAGUGACUUGAAACAUUCACAUUUUAGGUAAUUUCAUGAUUUAAAGCUGAAUUUUGAAAAUGACUCUGAGUAGGUGGUGCCAUUGUUUUAAAGUAUUAAAAGAAAGCAUAUGGUAACUGUAUUUAUUAAUGCUUAGGCUAGAUGAAAAUGUCCAGCCUUACAGAUUUGAAUUCUAAUCAGCUUUAAAGCAACAUCCCUUUACUUAAGUAACCUUACUCUUAAAAUGUUAUUUUUUAAUUGCACCCAAAGAAAAUUUUAAGUGUAGUGUUUUUAAAUACUUUCAUUGUACAUGCUGAUAGUUUUAUAGUUUGACUAAAGUGGGAAAGGAUAAAUUCUGUACCACUUGUAAAAUGUUAUUUUUAUCAUAAAAUAGACUCCCAUCUGACAUCUGCUACUUACCAUCUCUUUAAGCUCUAGAAAUUUUUGAAAGUGAAUUAUGGGAGGUACAAACUGUGCAUCUCUUAAAACAAAAAAGGAAGUGGCUAAUGGAAGGUCUUUCUUUUUCCUUACUGAAAACUGUAUAAAAUGUUACUGACAAGUUGACCUAUAGGCAGUAAGAGUAGUGAUGAUAGUUGGAAUGGCUUUGCAGUUUUAAGUAAACAGGGUGGAAAAUGAGAACGUUGAAAGGCUGUUUGGGAAUGAUAAAAGAAAAUGGGAGUUUAAAUUGCAUCAUGAUCAGUUGUUUUACUGUAAAAUAUGAACUGUAGUAUACUAAAAGUAAGCAGUUUGUUGCGGCUUAGUGUAUUUCUUGCAAAGAAGUCCUACUUUCCAUAUAACUCCUAUUUUGUAACUGACCACCAGCUUAAAUUUAAAGUUGCACCAAAGCUCAAUUUUAAUGAAGGUAUUUUUUUUUUUUUUUUAAAUAAUAACUUUGGUUUGUAAGUAAAACAUAUGGAGCAAUACAGACUGUGGUCAAUUCCAGUUUUUUGUGUUGUAACAGUAAACAUAGUAACAAUGUUCACACAUUCACCUCUGUCUUUCUAGCUGGAUCAAAUGACAUACGAGUUUUAGGUGGGAUUUGAAAUGCACAACAAUCUGCCGCCUGCCUGCUACAGUUUUGUAAUAGCCGUUGUGGCCUGUAGACUACAAGGAUGCUGAUUAACCUGUCAUGGCUUGCAUUGCAGCCAUAUGACAAAAAUAUGAACUGAAAAAUCACUUUUUGUGAAAGUGCCAACAGAAUAAUCCAUAUUUAAAAAAAAAAACUAUAUGCCAUUUUAAAAGUGCGGUGUUAUUGUAUAAUGCACAUCAGAAUGGUAAAAUCUGGGUUUGGGUUGUGCCCUCUCCUGUGACAUCCCACUGGUAUUACCCUCUCCAUGUAGGUGUAACUUCAUAUUUGUGUCUUUUGUUUUUAUUGAACUUCCCUAAACAAUUUCUCUGAGCUUGAUUUGAUUUAUGUGCCAAGAGAUACACAGUAGUUCUACUACGUCUUAGUCCUGUGAUACAUAAGUGCAUGUUAACAGAUGAUAGGCGUAUUACCUGCCUCUUUAAUAAUUAAGAGACAGCAAAAAUAAUACUGUCUCAUCCACAGCCAGCUAAAAUAACCCUAAUACUAUCACAUAGUUGGCACCAGUUGUGUUCAUGAUUUUUCAAAACUUUAGUUUUAAAUUUGAUUUUCUUCUUCAAUCAACAAAUCAGUUGAAUCCCAGUAAGCUGAAAGCACACUGCUAUUGUUGUAGCUUGUUGAAUUACAUGUGCAGUUAUCUAGAUGCUAAAAAAAGAAUCCACAGAAGCUGAAGACUGGUUAAUUAAUAAAGCAGCAAAAUAUAGCUUUUUGGAACUUUUUUUUUUUUAAACUAUGCUAAGUAAUUGCUGUAAUGUUAGAACUUUUUUUUUUUUCCUGUGCCAGCACUUAAUUGCUCCAUUUGUAUAAAUUGGAUCAGAACUGGCAGCAUAGUAAAGCCCCCUUAAUUGUAUUGUUGAUUAAUAGAUUAAUAGUUUGUUGUUAGUAAAAAUGUUUGAACCUGCAGUCAGCAUUUUAUUAAGAGAUACUGUAGAUAUUGCACACUUAUGAUUAUUGUUUAUAUUUAUUCAUUGAAUUUGUCUUUUAGACAACUGCUUAGCAGGUCAUUAUUGCACAUCGAGCCCAACUCAGAUGAGUGCCGUGUCUUUAUGAAUAGCUCAAAAUACAAAAUAGCUCACAUCAAAAUAACCACCAGAUGUUAAUUUUUUUUUCCCCUUUGAUGUUGGUAAUAUUUUAUAGAGUAAAGGCAGAUUUUGAAGUAUAUGCACUUCUCUUUCAUGAUCUUUCAUUUUUCCUCAUAUUUUGUUUCAUUUUUUGCAUAUCUGGACAACAGCUACCACGGAUGCUUCCGGAGGUAAACUUAAUCCCGUCUGUCACAUGCUUCCUCUUUGUGGUGUUCUUCAGAUUCUGUACAGAUUGAGUAUCAUAGCCAUGUAGAACAUCCAUCAGUUAAUUUUGGGAAUAUGCAUGUGGUGUAAAAGUGACAGCCAUGCGGUGACUUGCUCGGCAACAGUGACGGCUACAUCUCAGGUCUUCUAUUCACUUGGCUUGUAUGGUAGGAGAUGGUGUCUUUUAUGCAGGACAUUGCAAUUGUCCUGCUUGUGCCUUUAUGUUUCUGCCAUGUUUGAGUUUUUGUUGCCCCAUCCAUUUGAGAAAGCAUCCUAACUCACUUAGUUGAUUUGUAGAUUUUAGGUUUGUUUGGCUCAUGUAUUGUAAUUGCUGACUCUGGGUUGAGUUUUUAGAAAAAGAAAAAAAAGGCAAAUUGUCUGGCCUUAAUUAUGAGUUUGACAGCAACUUACUACAGCUUAUUCCAAGUUUACUUUGUACUAGUUUAAUUUCAACUUGAUAUGGAGUUGUUAGACAAUAAUUGCAGUAUUUUCAGGUAGACGUACUAGAUUCUGGUUCCUUUUGCAGAAGAAUGCAUAUUUAAUGAUCAUUUUAAUAUUCCUGUAAUGCCCUUAUAAUUUUACUAUGGUAAGAAAAUAAAUGUUAUGUUAACGGAACAUUUCAGAAAGAUAAGCAAUAUACUCUUUUAAGUAAAAAAAAAAAAUCAUGACCAGAAAAAUUUUUAAGAAAUGCUCAAGAAUAGAUCCAUGCGCUAAUCAUAAAGGUUACAUGUGUCCAAAAAUUGAUUUUCGAAUUUCGAACAGCUUGUGUCAUGCUUAAUUUUUCCCAUGGAUGACUUUGAUACAUCCUGCCAAAUAUGGCUGGUGCUUGUUUAUGUGUAGUAUAACUGUUACAUUGAAUACUACAUGAACAUGGAGUGUCUGUGUAUUUUUAACUGACUCAAACAUAUUGAGAUUUUUAUUUAUAUUUUUUUUCUCCCCGAUGGUUUGUACAUUCUAAAUCUAUAAAUAAAAAACUGCCAGUGAUGUGAUACUCAGAUACCCUAUUUGUCCUUUUUUCCACCCUGUUUAUCAUGUGCUUUGAGCAUUUAUAAUAUCCAGAAUCAUGAAUAAGUAUAUAACCAUAGAUCUAAAAUGGUUUCUCAGAUAUAAACUAUGUAUUGAUAUAAAUUCCUUUUUACAUUCUGUAGCCCAAAGUGUUGUCAACUUGCUAAUUGCCUUUCAAAAAUAUAUCCAAUUUUCUUUAAGGUUUUUUUUUAUUUUUAUUAUUAUUAUAACUGUGAGAAUUUAGUUUCAUUAGUAUUUGAAUGUAUGACUUUUGGCAAUAAAGGUUUAGUUGGUAGAUACUUUUCUUAUAUUUGCCUGUUUCUUAAGACAGGCUUUAACGUGAAUGCAUAAAAGGCAGCUUGAUUAUCAUUCAGAAAUAGGCACAGUCUGGGGAUGUUAAGGGAAAGAAUGAACUGGUUUCUUUGAUCCAUGUGAAUGAAUUUGACAAUUUGGGGUCUAAGGAAAUGAAUAAAGCCAAAAAGAUAGUAUUGCUACUGUAUAUUUUAAAAAGUGACUGUUAGUCACCUUAUUACAUAAAUACCUCAUUGUCUGUUUUAAAAUUGGAAAAUUCAAACAGUCCUUGGUUGUCUUAACUUUUGACAUGUUUUGUCUGAGCCAGUUUUUUUUUUUUUUUUAAUUUAGUCAAGGAACAGGUUUUAUACUUGUAAUGUUUAUCCAAUGACUGUCAGCUUCUACUGUGGUGAUUUUUACUUUUUUUUUUUUUUUGUCUACAUUGGCAAAGGCUGUGAAUGUGACAUCCUUGUUGAAUUUGGCCAGUAAAUCAGUAUAUUGUAGCAACAUCAUCUGCCUGACCUUCACCUGGGUAGAAAGUCUUGUUUGCCUUAAUGCAGAUCCUCUAAACACAAAGUAGGGGUUGGAUUUAGAUUAGCAAAUGGGUGUUGAAUCGUUGACCCCUGUCAGAGAUCAGUCCUGACUAUUUGGCACAGAACAGCACUUCAAACAAUGUUUUAGAUACCAAUCUUCCAGAGCAGCUCAAGGAAGUUGAGGUGUUUGUGCAUUUGAUAUAAGUUAGUAUAACCAGUACAAAAAAAGAAAAUUGGAACCCACUGAUUUCAUAAUACACAAGACAAAUUUAAAUGCAAAAGGAACAUUUAAUCCAGUUUAAGGACACUGUUUUUCUAUUAAAUAACCUGGGAAACAAAAUUUUGUACAUUUUGAUGCUUGACAUUUUUAAAAGUGUAUUUCAUUUUCUUUAAACAAUAGUUAUGGACUUUUGUUUACAUACACUUUUGGGAGAUAUUUUUUUAAAUAAAGCUUAUACAUUUUUCAAAUGAUACAAUUUAGGUUGAAGAGUGAGGCACUUGCUGUUCAGCUCUGUCUAGACUUGUGAAAAUAGUGGGUUUUUUUUUAUAAGAAUUUUGUAGAGGAGAUCUAAGCUAGAGUGCUAAACAUUCUAAAUGUCUUAGCAGGUUUGUAUUAAAUUGUGAAGUGUGCCGAUUUCUCUUACCGGUUGUUGUUCAGCCCAAGUACUUGGUUAAUAACGUCUGAUAUUUUAGCUUUGAUUGUCUUUACAUGAAUGGUACAGAUUUUUAAACAUUGUUACUGUUAUCACUCAGGAGCCCAUAUUGUUUCCUAGAAAUGUUUCAGAUAUGCAGUUUUUGUCUUGUCUUUUUUUUAUGCAUGGUAUCUAAAAUAUUGAAAUACAGAAAAUGUAACACUGACUUUUUAAAAAUAAAAAGGUGUGGGGUGUUAAUCAAAUUCAGCAAGUCAAGUCAGAUUUUAUUUGUCACAUACCAAUUAUGCAUACUAUAAUAUGUGCUCAAAUGCUUUGUUUUAAACUGCUUUUACUCUGUGUUUACAUCCUUGAUUGAAUUUGAAUUGCUGACUCUGAUUUAUCAUUGGAAUAUUUUCUCUGUUAGCAAGUUUUGGUAUGUCAAAAAUGCCCCGUCUAAUUUUAAAUUGUAUUGAAUCAUUUUAAUAAAUCAAUUGCUCUUAAAAUAAAAAUGACACAUUCAAUUAUAGUGGGAAUUAUAGUAAGAGGAUGGCAGCCAGUUAGUGUUACAGAGCAUAAAUCAAUCAUAAAGAAUUGUAUGUAGAUAAUUGAUUAUAUUAUCUCUAUCUGAAAGCCAUACAAGUCUUUUAUAACUUAUUCAGUGACUCUAGGCUGUGUUUUGGCUUUCCUGCAUUUGUCUUCUACUUAUGUACCAUAAGCAAUAGUAUGGGGUUACUGUCAGCUUGGGCAUUUGAAGCAAACAUGCUUAUCUAUCAUGUGUCAAAUAUGGAGAAAAAAUUGGCGGUGACCCACAAAAAUGUUAUUUUUUUUCACUAGGUCAAAGGAAAGUGGUAAAUCCUCAUUACAUUAACCUAAAUUCGUAUCAUUAUACUUUCUGAGGAGCGACCGGGUUAUUGGAUAUGCAUGCCAUUAUUAUAAUUUUUCAUUUCUUUGUAACAUACAUUUGACUGGAAAAUUUUUGUACACAAUAAAUGUUUUACAUAUGAA